This is a messenger RNA of Exaiptasia diaphana, 1083 nucleotides long. RefSeq lists its product as uncharacterized. Lineage: Eukaryota; Metazoa; Cnidaria; Anthozoa; Actiniaria; Aiptasiidae. The transcript has 3 exons. Bases 1 to 945 code for a protein of 314 amino acids. The record is from RefSeq and is a predicted model, not a curated record.
AUGUCACUUGGGAGAGUCUUCUUCUGUUUUGUUUUUUAUCAUUUUUUUAAAACUACUCAUUCUGUGGCUAAUGGUAACAACAAGGAAAAACUUAUCGUUCGAAACUUUGACAUAAGUGCAAAAGGAAAGUUUUUCUCUAAACCCGGCAGUCUUUUGUCCAACCAAACAACCAAAAGCACUAAAGAAUGCUGCUUCAAGUGCGUACAAAACAAGGAAUGCUUGUCAGUGAAUACCAUUGCUUUGGAUCAAUCGCGAUGUCAAUGUGAGCUUCUUAACUGGGCAGGAACCGGAUUUGAAAACCAACUUGUAUCGAAAACCAACUCAAGGUUUAUGCAGAUGCAGACAUCGUGUUCUCCAAAUCCUUGUCAAAAUGGAGGACAGUGCACCGUGAAAGAUCGAGGAACAAACUACACCUGUACUUGUGUUGGCCGCACUGGAAGAAAUUGUGAAGAAAAAUGCGUGCUAUUUGACUUUGAAAGUGGGCGACUUGAGGGUUGGAACCUGACAGGAACAGCAUUCAACAAUCAGCCAACCUAUGGCGAUAACACUCUAGCUCGAGGAAAGCCUUCUGCAAAUCUUAAAGGAAAAUGGUUUGUUGGAACGUUUGAAGACAGACCCAGUCCUUCUCAUCCGGCAGCCGGACAACAAGGAAAUGGACCUACUGGCACAGCCACCUCACCAACAUUUGUAAUUCGAGGAACAAAGCUAAGGUUCCUGAUUGGUGGAGAAUCUAACAUAAAUACUGAACGACUAGAACUGCUGAUUGGUGGAUCUGUUGUUGCCAAGGCAACGUCGACACAAAGUGACCAUCCAAUGACAAUGAAAAGCUUUGACGUAACAGCAUAUAAAGGAAAAGAGGCUAGGGUACGAUUGGUGGACAUGUCAUCCGGAUCUUGGGGCCUUCUCAAUGUUGAUCAAAUUGAAGACAGCUACUGCUCGGAAUAAACUCGCAACUACAGCUACUGGAACAUUAUCCGCCUAUUGCACCCAAUUUGCACCUUGUUUUUACUGGUAGUUCAAAAUUAUUGCUUCAUAUUACGGCCAAUUAAUUAUUGCUGAGCAAAUUGGCGGACAAAGCAAUCA